Molecule: messenger RNA, 1068 nt
Organism: Caenorhabditis remanei
Lineage: Eukaryota; Metazoa; Nematoda; Chromadorea; Rhabditida; Rhabditidae
Exons: 3
Coding region: 1-1068 (355 amino acids)
Biological process (GO): embryo development
Source: RefSeq, a predicted model, not a curated record
AUGUCUGACUACGAGGAGAAGGAAUUCAAUGUGGAGGAAAUUCGCAAAAUGGAUCCGAUGGAUGUUAUCGAUCAAUCGAUGACAUCAAAAGAGUUCCGUGAGUUCCUUACCAUCCACAAACCCCUCAAAGCAAACCUCACAUGGGCCCUGGAUACUGUUCAUCAGUAUUCCAUCCCCCGAUUCAUUCCAGCUAAUCUCCCUAAGGGUACCCAUCGACGAGGUACCCAUCGUAUUUUUACCUUCGAUGAGCGCCUCAUCUUGGAAUUGAAGUUUCUUAAGGAACAUGAGAAAUGUGUCCGGUUUUACUUUGGUGAUCAAGGAAAUACGGUUGGAGAGUCCAAGGUGCUGAAAUAUGGGGACCCGAUGAAGAUGGUAAGAGAAGAGGAUGCAUUUAAGGUGAUUGGAAGGUCAAAUAUGGAAAUUCUGACAAGAGAUCGACAUGACUUGUUGUUAUUGGAAUGCAUUUCGAAGCACAUUCUGGAGAUUUUGGAUGUCCAAAAGUUCCAUUUGAGUUACGGAUUCUUGUGGGACUUUAAGCUGGAGCAAUCGUUUCCAUUCAAGCUCACUAAACGUUUUGAGUCUAUCACGGUACAAACUCGUUAUGACGACCAAGUGGCUAGAAACGAUCUCAGAAAACUUCUGAAAAACGCCACCAAUGUCAAAGAUUUGGAGCUGUGUAUUGAGCUGGAGCCAACAACAUCUCCUCAAAGACCUUUAGUUUUCAACUGCGAGUCCCUGAAAAUCAGAGAGGGGGAUUGGGUAGAGACGAACGAUUUGAUGGGUGCCACGUGCAAAAAAAUAUAUGUGGAUAGGAUGGAGAUGAAUAUGGAGGAGGUGGUGCAAAUCGUGAACAGCUGGAAAAAUGGUACAAGAUUUCGGAAUCUGGAGUCGAUGGAAAUAAGAAUGUCGAAUAAGUUGGAGGGAAUCGAGAAGGAGAUGGAUAAGGUUUUUGGUGUGAGGAAAGCCAACGCACAGGCCAACGCUCAACGUACCGUCAAACGUGUAACCGACGGAAAGAUUGCCUCCUUAUACUUGAAACCUCAUUUAUUCAGAAUCGAUGUUCAAUAG